Molecule: messenger RNA, 3319 nt
Organism: Phoenix dactylifera (date palm)
Lineage: Eukaryota; Viridiplantae; Streptophyta; Magnoliopsida; Arecales; Arecaceae
Product: DNAJ heat shock N-terminal domain-containing protein
Source: RefSeq, a predicted model, not a curated record
AUCAUUACAGAAUACAGAGUAAUCGGCGACUCCAAAAUAAAGUGUCUCCUUCCUCCACAGUCCACACCCUCUCUCUCUCUCUCCCCACCAUGGCCGCGGAGACCGAGGCGGCGGCGGCACCGCCGGAGGACCGGGAGGCUGAGGCCCUCCGUAUGAAAUCCCUAGCGGAGGAGAAGCUCCGGUCGUCAUCCCUUAAAUCCGCCCUCAAGUACGCGAAGCGCGCGGCCCGUCUCCGCCCUGACCUCGAUGGCGUCUCUCAGAUGGUCACCGCCCUCAAGAUCCUCCGCGCCGACCCCUCCGACCACUACAAGGUCCUCCGCAUCCCCCCCUUCUCCCUGCCCUCCUCCAUCCGACGCCAGUACAAGACCCUCGCCCUCGCCCUCCACCCCGACAAGUCCUCCUCCUCUGUCCCCUCCGCCUCUGCCGCCACCUCCGAGGCCUUCAAGCGCGUCGCCGACUCCUUCCGCUUCCUCUCCGACCGCGGCCGCAAGCGCGACUUCGACCUCUCCCUCCGCCUCGCCAAAGAGAAGGAGGCCUCCGCAGCAGCGGAGGGGCCGGUGGAGACAUUCUGGACCGCCUGCACCACUUGCCGCCUUCUCCACGAGUUUGACCGCCGGUACGUCGGGUACCGCCUCAUUUGCCCUGGCUGCCGCAAGAGCUUCCUCGCCGUCGAGGUCCCCCCCUCCGUCGACGACGACGACGGCGGCAAGCUCGAGAACAACGGAGGUGGCGGCGGCAGCGGUGGCGCGAUGGUUAGGGUUACUCGGUCCAGGUCCAAUACUAGGCCUAGGAUUCCCCGGUUCCCCCCCCUGGCGGGAGAUGACAAGAGGAAAGCUGAAGUUUCUAGGGUUUCUACUUCCCCGGUGUCCAAGAAACUCUCGCAGAGGCCGGAGAAGACACUGGCCGAGAUGCAGAAGGAGCUUGCAAAGGGGAAGGUGAAGGAGAAGAAGAAAGAAAAGGGGAAGGAGGAGGAGGAGAAGGAGAAGGAGGAGGGUAAAGAGAAGAAAGCUAUGGUGCCUAUGAAGCAUAAAGAUGACGAGUUGAUCUCGAUGGCAGUGGAGGACUCCGAUUUCUAUGAUUUCGACAAGGAUAGGACUGAGAAGAGUUUCAGGAAAGGGCAGAUUUGGGCUAUCUAUGAUGAUGAUGAUGGGAUGCCUCGGCAUUAUGGUCUGAUAGAAGAGGUGUUCUCUUCGAAUCCAUUCAGAGUGAAGAUGAGUUGGUUGGACAUCCAGAAUCAUGGGGAUGAGUCCCUGGUGCUGUGGGAGAAGUCAGGAUUCCACAUAUCCUGCGGGCGGUUCAAGGUCGGGAGGAAGGUUGACAUUGAUUCGGUGAACUUCUUCUCCCAUUUAGUUGAAUGCGAGAGGGCAGCGAGGGAUGUCUAUAGGAUUUACCCUAAGAAAGGUUCGGCUUGGGCGCUGUACGGUGAAAGGACUUUGGGGGGUGAUGAGGGGAGGUACUAUGAUAUAGUCGUGUUCCUUACCAGCUAUAGUGAGAUGCAUGGUUUGAGCAUGGCUUAUCUUGAGAAGGUAGAAGGGUACAAGACCAUAUUUAAGAGGCAGGCAAUUGGUUGUCAUGCUGUCAAGUGGAUUGAGAAAGAUGAUGUUAGGCUGUUCUCGCAUCAAAUUCCAGCCCGGAAGCUUUUGGAUACAGAGGGACUGAAUCUGCCAAGAGAGUGUUGGGAGCUCGAUCCUGCCUCACUUCCUCCAGAGUUGCUUAACAUUUGUUGGGAUGGAUAAUAUGCUACUCUCGUGCUGUCAUUACUGUGAUAGGAUAUGGUAUUUUAGAAGCCAAGUUCCCUAUGAGCUGAUGAUAUUGUUUUGCCACCCCAGCUGUUCUUUUCUAUUAGGUGAUUAGCAGAACUCAAAUUGUCCAUGAGCCAAAUUCCCUAUGAGUCAGAUUCCUUCUGGUGUUCGUCUGCUUGAACUUUAAAUUAUCCUGCUUUCAUCUGAUUUUACAUGUUAACUGCCUAUACAAUGUUCCCAAAAUGUUGUUCCUGUUCCUCAUUGAAAUUAGUAAGUAGCACAGCUUUAAAGACCUUAUUGCAAUUUGAAUGCUUUGAAUGUUCUUUUUAACACUUCGUACAUGGUUUGAGUUCUUCCUAGGCUUUUCUAUUUUUACUUAGAUUUUUUAGUUUCUAAUCUUAACAUGAGGUAUAAAGCUAUAUGAAGUAAAAAUAAGACAUCAACAAGUCAGCAUGCUUUGAUAUUGCUUCAUUUUGCAAUAGCAGGAAACAAAUACAUGUGAAUGACUCCCUUUUCUUUUAUGUCAUUGAUGAAGCAGCUUUUUUGAUCUUAUUUUAACCAGUAUAGAUAUAAACAGUACAGUAAAAUAUUAAAUUGCCAAAAAGAUGCUCUUAAUAAAGUCAAUUCACAUAUAACAUGAAUUCAUAUAAAUAUGUAUUUGUCUAUGAAGGUUUACUACAUUUCAUAAAAUGGCUCCUCAUUUAUUACACUUAGAUACCAAUAUCAUGCAUGUUUUGUGAUAUUUAAAAUCUUAAUUAGUUGUUGCCCUCUGAUACAUUUUUGCCCAUCUUGACCUCAUUUACUUAUGUGUAAUAGUUGUAUUCAUUUGAAAUAUGACAUGAGAAUUCCUGAAUGUAUUCCACAAUGGAAGUUUUUCUGGGAUAUAGCACAGGGGUUUGUUUUAUUCUCAUAGCGUCACCGACAAAGCUACUAAAUACUAGGUGGAGAAGCCAGGGGCCUCGUUUACAGUUCACACACAAUGAGCUUCUUCUCCUCAAAUGUCCAUUAAGCUAGCUGGACAAGUUGAUGUAUGAGUUGUUUAAUAUAUAGCUUCAUGAGGGCUUUUGGUGGGGACACAGACCACCGUUUCCAGCAUGUGUAUAGGCGUCGCCGGCGUGCAUAGCACUUUGGCCGCCCUAGUUUAUUUUCUUGUGUAUUUUCGUUUAUUUAUUAUGUAUUUUCGUCCUUGUUAGUUGUUGACUUGUUAUGACUGUAUUUAGCUAUUGUAGUGAUCCAUGAUGUUGUGGGGAUCAUGGGUAGUUAUAUGAUCAUUUGUGGGAAUCAUGGGUAGUUACAUAGGGGGCUAUAUAUGAAACUCUCAUGUCUAUUGUUGUGGUUAGAAUAUUUUGAUUAAAAAAAAAAAACGUUGCUUUGGCAUCUGGUGGAUUCCAGAACUCCUCUCUCCUCCUUUCCCCUUCUUAUUUUCUCCUCUAAAUCAUCUGUCCCGCAUCAGUUUGGUAUCAGAGCCCCGUUGGGCUUUGCCUCUGUGCCAACGCCCCGAUCCUGUCUGUCUAUUUCCCUCCCCUUUCUUUCUCUGCCAUUUUCUGGGCUGCAGUGGGACAGACUACAAAAAAAAA